AUGAGGACCUUCAGCCUCGCCGCCGUCGCAGCCUUGCUGGCCAGCGCCAGCGCGGGCACCGUCAUCUGGGAUGGGCGCUUCAACGACCUCUCGUCGGCCACAGACCUGAACAACUGGUCCUGGUCGAACCAGGCCGGGCCGUACCAGUACUACAUCCACGGCUCGGGCCCCGUCACGGAAUACGUCAACCUGUCGCCGUCGUACAAGAACCCGGCCGACGCGGCGUCCAAGCAGGGGGCCAAGAUCACGCUGACCAACACGGCGUACUGGAACGGCCAGAACAUGCGCCGCACGGAGCUCAUCCCGCAGACGACGGCGGGCAUCAACCAGGGCAAGGUCUGGUACCACUUCUCCAUGAUGACCAGCGGCACCAACUACCCGUCCGUCUACCGCGAGCACCAGAUCAACUUCUUCGAGAGCCACUUCACCGAGAUGAAGUCGGGCUGGAUCUCAGGCGAGGCCGCCACGAGCAACCCAAACCUCCAGUGGAUGGUCGGCGGCGUGAGCAAGUGGUCCACAAACUUUACCGCUGGCGUCUGGCACAAUGUGGCCUACGAGAUCGACUUCAGCGCCAACACGGUCGGCUUCUGGCACUCGACCGGCUCCGACCCCCUGAAGCUGACCGUGUCCCCCGUCAGCGCCAGCACGAGCAGCAACGGCGCCGACUGGCACCUGGGCGUCCUCGAGCUCCCCAGGAGCGGGUACUCGGACAGCAACGAGGACUUUUACUUCUCCGGCGUGUACGUCGAGUCCGGCAGCCUGACGACCACGAUCGGAUCCGGAGGUGAGCUCAUCGGGAGGUGGCUCCUCCUCCUCAUCCUCGGCCGCUCCGUCCAGCACCGCUACGACCUCGGCCGCUUCGACCACCUCCAAGGCGCCGGCCACCAGCACGACUUCAUCCGCGUCCGCGACGGCCACGGCGCCUGGUGGCUGCUCCGCUGCGAAGUGGGCCCAGUGCGGAGGCACCAACUGGACCGGCUGCACCGUCUGUGCCUCGGGAAGCACUUGCACCAAGUCGAACGAGUAUUACUCCCAGUGUCUGUAGACGGAAGGCGGUAG
This is a messenger RNA of Diaporthe batatas, 1059 nucleotides long. RefSeq lists its product as uncharacterized. Bases 1 to 1059 code for a protein of 352 amino acids. The record is from RefSeq and is a predicted model, not a curated record. Lineage: Eukaryota; Fungi; Ascomycota; Sordariomycetes; Diaporthales; Diaporthaceae. The transcript has 3 exons.